CAGCAAUCACAGCUCAACACCACAUGAAGUAGAAAAUGGCAUCGCCAUCUGAUUGAAUCUACCGAUGCGAGCACACAAUAAGGCCUUCACUGCCUUAAUUCACAUUCACAGGCCUUAGCGACACAAAGGUCUCACAAGAUGGGCUCGGCAGCGCCUGCGAGGGCCGACUUCGAUGAGCAGUUGUCUCCUCGGCAGACGGCCUCCGCGGCGGAAACCGCGAUACAGCCGGUCACUGAUGGCGCAGAACCAAAUAACUCGCUUGGGUCACUCGACUUGCGCGCAGACCCCGACGCGCAAGCAACAGUCACCGACUUCCUCGACUUCACCGAAUACCUCCCGUCCGAUAUGAUACGCUCCCUCACCUUAGUCGGAAAACUCAACCAGACAUACAGCGACUCCUCUGCUAAUGUCCACGCCCUGACUUCCAAAUGGGGCCAACUGCCAAGCAUCCCCCCCGAGGAGAGGCCAACCCCAGCCCAGCUGCGUUCUGAGAUAUCCGAGAACUUGAGCCAGGCUGUGGGCUCUCGAAUCUAUGCACAUGCUGAGGCUGUGCGCAUGGCUGAAAAUGUCAACCGCCACUACAACCGUGCAAAAACCAUCCUUGCGAAGCUCCAGACGAUGCUGGAGAAUUACCCCCCACCGGAGGAGCAGAGGAGCCCUGUGGCUGCCAACAAGUCGCCCCAGGUGGCUCGUGCACCCAAGAUCACCCUUCGACUGGAAAACCAGAAGGUUCGGCGGCCACGAGUGCCGAGGAUUACGGUUCCGGGAGAGGUUCUGGCACCGUAUGACCUUAAUUACGAAACCUUGGGCAGUGAAAGCGAAACUAGCUCCGGGGAAGAGGAAGAAGACGGGACCCCGCAUCCCUCACGCCCAUAUAUGGCUACCCAGCCACGCAUCAAACUCGUCAAGACCCCUAAAACGCCCAAGGUUUUCAAGACACCCAAGAGCGGAACCUCUGUCCCUUAUCCCAAUAUGCCUGGUCCAGGGAUUUCGAGCACUACUGCGCUGGCACAGUUGCAACCACCUCCGGAAGAUGCAGUCCUUGGAAGUCCGGACGCGCCGUGGUUGCAACUUACCGUGUAUGAAUUAGCGAAGCUGAGGAAGCGCAUGAAGAAGAACGCUGCCUGGGCUCCUAGUGACACCAUGAUCGCCCGGGAGCUGAAGACUCUGGGUCGCGGUGUCGAAGCAUACAAGGCAGCCAAGCAGACAGCAAAGGAGGAAGGGAACGAUUUCGAGGACGGCAUCCCUACUCCAGUCCUGGAUGCUGAAACGGGAGUCGAGCGCAUGCCACCCGGCGCUCUCAGCAUGGAGACCAUAAAUGCUGAAGAAAAGAAGCCCAAAAACCGAAGGGUUAAGAAGCCAAAGGAGCCGAAGGACUCGGAACGAGACCAGCUUGCGAAACUUGCCGCUGAGGAGGCUGAGGAAUCGGCUAGGAAGAUGGCCGACCUUGCUCGGACAAUCUACCCGGCUUCCCACCCCCCUAUGCAAGACCAAGCCGCAAGGUUGACGCCUAAAGCCAAGUCGAGGAAGCGGAAGAGAGACUCGGUCACAGAGGCCGAGGCUGAGAAGCCCGAGAUGAUCGAGCCGUCCUCUCAAAGGCCACCGUCCAAGCGAACCAAGACUGAGACUCCCGUACCUCCCCCUCGUCUGACACCCAGCACCACCGCCGCCCAAGAGACUCCCGUUCCGCAGCCACAGCUCACUCCCGGGGGUACUGCCGUGGCCCCGCAUUCUACGACCCCCAUUCCCUUGCCUGUUCCUGGCCAGGACCAAAGGUCGGCAACCCCACCAGUCCCAAGUCCAGGCGACGCCACCGCACCUAAUGCCGCCACAAUGACCGUCCCCGUGAAGCCUGCCGCGGAAGGCUCUACCCCACGCCCUGUGCUAUCUCGCAAAAAAUCCGCCACCCCGAUCCUCCCUCCCGUACGGGAGACUAGGAAAACUCUCGCCGUACGCAGGCAGGAACAACAGCAACAACAGAACGAUGAACCCGCCCCAUCGUCCCGGCCCGUGACACCUGCUCCACGGACGCCGAUGCCCGACCUCGAGGCACAAUCGGUUGCACCCACAACGACACGGCGGCCAGCUUCCCGUGGAAAGGCCGCGAGUCAGGAACCUCAGCCGUCUCUUGCUGCGGACCGUCCCCGUCGCACUAGUACCGCGCGGAACACCCCAGCACCCGAGCGGCAGCAGGAGCCCACCUCGCGGCCGGCCAGCAGGCGUGCCAAGCGGCCCGCACCCGGAGUGAUUAGUAGGACAAACUCCGGGGGGAGCAGCGCGGUAGGCAAGCGCAAGGCGGCCCCGAGGAAGAAGAGCGCCAGGGGGCCGUCCAAGAAGGCCGCCGGCGGGGGCGCCGGCGAUGUCCUCGAGGUGGAGGUGGAUGACGAGGGGAAUGUCAUCGAUGCCGACGAGCCAAAGUACUGUCACUGCAACCGUGUCAGCUUCGGAACUAUGAUUCAGUGCGACAAUGUUGAUAAUUGUAAACAGGAGUGGUUCCACCUCGAGUGUGUGGGCCUAGCCGAUGUCCCUGCACGCACCACGAAGUGGUAUUGCCGCGAGUGCCGCGUCUUGCUCAACAUCGGAGAGAAGGGUGAAGUUAAUGCGAGAGGCGUUCGGAUGUGAAUGGGCUGAAAUAUCAAAUACCGGUCAUUGGCUUGAGGCGAGACUAGGGCACAGAGAUACAACCACGGAUGGGAUAAUGGGAUGUUUCGCCGUGGCGUAUUGGAGGCAUUGGUAACCUUACUCUGCUCGAGCUGCCAGGUUGGUGCAGCUCGGUAUAUCUUUACGACGGGACCGUUCGACGAGGAAUGAAUUCGCGUUGCUGUUGUUAUAUUGUUAGACCCUCUAUACACUUUUUCUGACUGCUAACUUGGCUUUCUCUCUGAGCUCAGCUUGCCUGGCCGGUUACCAAAGUGAAAGGGAGCAAGGUGAUAACGUAUUGACA
This is a messenger RNA of Phialemonium atrogriseum, 2944 nucleotides long. RefSeq lists its product as uncharacterized. The record is from RefSeq and is a predicted model, not a curated record. Lineage: Eukaryota; Fungi; Ascomycota; Sordariomycetes; Cephalothecales; Cephalothecaceae. Gene Ontology annotation, molecular function: histone acetyltransferase activity. The transcript is spliced from 2 exons. Bases 139 to 2622 code for a protein of 827 amino acids. Gene Ontology annotation, biological process: regulation of DNA-templated transcription. Gene Ontology annotation, cellular component: histone acetyltransferase complex; nucleus.